AUGGCAGCUCCGUCCCCUUCGUAUAGCUCUGACUCCCCCCCCGAUGCAAGUCAUCACGGCGUCGGCUCGCCCAAUCUUCCCUACGAUCCUCCUCUCACAUUCUCAACCGUCAUCGACCAUGACCACAACAACAUUAACAAGUUUGCCGGUCGCCUUCUCAGAGCCAAAGCGCCUCAGGAUCGUGCCCGUCUCUUACGGGAAGUCACCUGGCGCCUAGUCCGGCACGACGUCUCCGAGGACAUCAUCAUGCGGCCGGCUUUCAUUGAGUACCUUGGCGACGAGGGCGUGCAUAUGGCCGAACACGACCGGACGGACCACGAGAGAGCCCGCUCCGAACUCCUCGCACUGUUUCACGUUUCGCUCGAGGGAGAUGAGUUUCUCGGCGCUCUACGCGCCUUGUUCGCAGAGCUGCUGGAGCACAUGAAAAUCGAGUCCGGGCAGCAGAUCCCGCACUUGGAACACAUGCUGGACCCCGAGGAGAGCCAGAGGCUGGGCAGGGAGUAUUUGAAGACCCAGCGCCUGACGCCGGAGCUGGAAAUUGUCGACAAGGUCAGCGGGGCCAGAAGGAGGGUGUGGAGAGAUGUCGAGGAGUUUGCAAGGACGGAUCUCCAGAGAUUCAAGGAGAUCUGGGAGGAGCUGAAGCUGAGUGAGGAGCCACUCAACAUGGAGGCUGAGGCAUUCCACAGGAGGCUUGAUAGGGGAAAACUAUAA
Messenger RNA from Fonsecaea erecta, 711 nucleotides. RefSeq lists its product as hypothetical. The record is from RefSeq and is a predicted model, not a curated record. The transcript has a single exon. Lineage: Eukaryota; Fungi; Ascomycota; Eurotiomycetes; Chaetothyriales; Herpotrichiellaceae. Bases 1 to 711 code for a protein of 236 amino acids.